UCGUAUUUAAUCACACACGAAAUAAAUAAAUAAAUAAACAUGUGACAAUGAGAAGCUGACAUUUAUAUACUCAAAUCAUUGAGAACCCGAUAAUCAAUUACCAACUGCGCUUCAAAGAAUAAACAAAAAAGAAGGCCAAAACAUCAACAGAACGAUGCCAAGGCCGACUCUGAUUUUGCUCUUCGCGUUCGUUAUUAACGUCUCUAAGUGGGGGUUAGAUGCUCAAAAAUUGCCGCCUGCGAGAUACGAUGGGUUCCUUUACGAGAAGCACGGCCCUUGCCGUCAUCAUGCGGAUACUAUCCUAAUUGAAGCUUUCUUUGACCCUGUUUGCCCCGAUAGCAGAGACUCUUGGCCUCCUCUCAAACAAGCUCUUCACUACUACGGCUCUCGCACUUCUCUCUUGCUUCAUCUCCUCCCUUUACCAUACCAUGACAAUGCAUACGUUGCUUCUCGUGCUUUGCAUAUUGCAAAUAAUCUGAAUCAUUCUUCUACAUUUCCCUUGUUAGAGCGGUUCUUCAAGCAUCAGGAGAGGUUCUAUAAUGCUCAAACACGCAACUUAUCAAGAGUUUCUGUUGUAAAAGACAUUGUGGAAUUUGCAAGUGUAGCAAUUGGCAAUUCCUAUCAUUCUGCAAUUGAAUCUGGCUUUAAUGACAGAGAGACUGAUCUCCAAACAAGGGUUUCCUUCAAGUAUAGUACCUCAAGAGGGGUAUUUGGGACGCCUACUUUCUACAUCAAUGGAUUUGUGUUGCCUGAUGCUGGAUCGACCUUAGAUUAUAAUGGCUGGAGAAAAUUCAUUGAUCCAUUGAUUAAUGCGAAGAAGGGCAAAAGCGAGGAACAUGUGCACUUAUCGUUAUGAAGGACUUAGCUUGGGAUAUCUCAGUUUAUUUGUGUUUUGAAACUUAUAUAUUAUCUGAAGAAACAAUAAGCACUUUACUAGAGAGUGUCGAAGCUGUGGUAGUGCGAUAAGAGGUUUUCAAUAUUUGCAAGUAAAGUUGACAUUGCUCUUGAACAACCGACUCCAUUGCGAGACCACGCCCAGCAACUUUGUGCUACCUACCUUGUGAUGGAAAAUAGAUCUUUCAAUUGCGAUCCAAGCUCUGAUUACGUGAAUAAAUUAACUAGUCAAAAUCAGCUCAAAAUAUUUGUUGGCACAAUGGAAUGUAACUUUGUACACAGUUAAUUCUUUGGGCUGACUCGGUCCAUAACCAAAAAUAAUAUUCUCUAGCCAAAUAGAAAUGAAGAAACUGCCUUACAAAGUCUAUACAGAUUAACCUAUGGGAUUUUGAUGAGAAACUGAAUGUGUUUGCCAGUUCUGGCAUGUCGCAUUUGUUGUUUAAAUAUAGCUGUACUGCAGUUAUGCUUUUUCCCGCAAUUUUCAUUGGUAAUAAAGGGGCAUUUGAAGAAGCCUCAAUCAAUGGUAUGGCAUAAUAGCUGAACUUUUAGUUGGAGUGAAGAUUAAAUCUUUUGCCCAGUAUUUAGCCGUUAAUUUUUGGAUGCACAAUCCGUGGGAAUAUAUCAAUUAAGAUUAUUUUUAAAUAAAAAAAAUUAAUUAUGUAAAAUAUAAAGCCGGUAACACAACUUAUCUCAUUUAAAAGGAAACACAAUAAAGAACUCUUCUUCUCUUGCCCUAUCUCUUAAUAGAUUUUUUUCUAAAAAUGGUUUUGCCGAAGGUGCAAAGUUACAUUAAUUAAUUUUCCAUUGCUCUGCAUUUAAUAAUAUGGAAGCAACAGUUGGAAAGAAAUUAAUAAACGUGUCACUAUACAAAAUAAUAUCAAACCUAUCCGGUUGGUAAAACCCGGUCUGAAUCGGAUAAGAAGAGUUAGUUAGGGUAGUUUUGGAAAAGCAUUGGUGGUAGUAUAUAAGACACAAGACAAUCCAGUAAGCGGUUUAGGGCGGAAAAGAAGAAACGAAGCCGUAGAAGAGGGCUCUUUCUUGGCCGAGCAAACUUAUCUCCAACAUCUUUAAUUAUGGAUCGGUACCAGAGAGUGGAGAAACCAAAAGCGGAUACACCAAUUGAUGAGAAUGAGAUUCGUAUUACAAGUCAAGGAAGGAUGCGCAGUUAUAUCUCAUAUGCCAUGACUCUGCUUCAAG
Messenger RNA from Ricinus communis (castor bean), 2091 nucleotides. RefSeq lists its product as uncharacterized. Bases 155 to 856 code for a protein of 233 amino acids. The record is from RefSeq and is a predicted model, not a curated record. NCBI's taxonomy places the organism in Eukaryota, Viridiplantae, Streptophyta, Magnoliopsida, Malpighiales, Euphorbiaceae. The transcript is spliced from 5 exons.